Molecule: messenger RNA, 919 nt
Organism: Camponotus floridanus (Florida carpenter ant)
Lineage: Eukaryota; Metazoa; Arthropoda; Insecta; Hymenoptera; Formicidae
Gene: AP-2sigma
Product: AP-2 complex subunit sigma
Exons: 4
Coding region: 188-616 (142 amino acids)
Biological process (GO): clathrin-dependent endocytosis; intracellular protein transport
Cellular component (GO): AP-2 adaptor complex; intracellular membrane-bounded organelle; membrane coat
Molecular function (GO): clathrin-cargo adaptor activity
Source: RefSeq, a predicted model, not a curated record
AACCUAAAAGCGGGCCAUGACACAUGACACCUCUCAGUCUUCUCUUUAGCUGAUUUCUCGAGUCUCCUCGAAAGUGAUUGUGAUUACCGUUACAUUCGUGUUCAGUGGGCGGAGAAUUGAUAGAAUCUUAUGUUUACAAAAAUUUCAUAAAUUAUUACGCCAAGUGACGGAUUAAUCGAUUUCGAAAAUGAUACGUUUUAUCCUUAUACAAAAUAGAGCGGGUAAGACUAGAUUAGCAAAAUGGUAUAUGAAUUUUGAUGAUGAUGAAAAACAAAAGUUAAUAGAAGAAGUUCAUGCAGUUGUUACUGUCAGAGAUGCAAAACAUACAAACUUUGUCGAAUUCCGUAAUUUUAAGAUAGUGUAUAGGCGAUAUGCAGGCUUAUAUUUCUGCAUUUGCGUGGAUGUUAAUGAUAAUAAUCUCUGUUAUUUGGAAGCAAUUCAUAAUUUUGUUGAGGUGUUGAACGAAUACUUUCACAAUGUAUGCGAGUUGGAUUUAGUCUUUAAUUUUUACAAGGUGUAUACCGUUGUGGAUGAAAUGUUCUUAGCUGGUGAAAUCAGAGAGACAAGUCAAACCAAAGUACUGAAACAACUCUUAAUGUUAAAUUCUUUAGAAUAAACACACUCAUUUUUGGCUUUAUAUAUUAACGAAUGCUUCAUCUGAAUAUGUAUAAUAUGUCAAAAGUGGAUGUCAUAAUAUGUAGAUAUUAUAUUGCAUAAAAUACAUGUAUAAAUAUUCUAUGUAAUGAUAUAAUGAUCUUGAUGACUUAGAUGAUUUUCAAUAAUUAUGUAUUUUAUGUAAACAUAAUAUAUAAUCUCUAUGUGAAUUUUAUGUUAUGAUUUGGACAGAAAAAUGAAAGAAAAAUACCAACAUUCAAAAUAUGACAAACUAUUAUAGCAAUAAAAGACCAAGUAGAAGGAA